AGUGUCAAUCUUUUCACAAUGGCCGCUUAUAUUUUUGUUUACAUCUUGAAUAAAGACUCAAUAUUUUGUGAUAAAACCUUUUCACUGGUAUUAAACUAAAAAAUGAUGCAUCAGACCUGAGGCACUGCAUAUCGGUAUUUUCAUCAUUUGAAGGGGCAUAAUUUUUCUCCAAAUUUAAAAAGUUUCCUUUUUUUAUAUAAAGAUUCACAAAACUUCAGCUCAAGUUUUUUUUUUUUUUUGUAGGUCUUAUCCAGUGCAGAAAUUACUCAAGUCAAGUAAAUGAAGAGAUAAAUCUUGCAGAGGAGAAGACAAUAACAUCAUUAGUGUUGUUAGCAAAGGAAAUAAAAUCUUCUGCUGGGAAGCGUGGUGCUUCCAUAAAGCUAAAGAGGGCUAUAGAAGCUGAAGCUAAAUUAGAGGAAAAGAACCCAAAGAAGAAGAAAUCUCAUGAAAUGGGCUUCCAGAAAAUAACUGCCAAAGAACUUAAAAUAAAGGAAAUGAUGGCUUUUGCAGGAAUUGACUCUAUAUUCCCUACAUCUCAUGUGCAAUCUCCUGCAAAGGAAAAACAGAGUGCUAGUGCAACUCCACAGAAAAGGACCUCAGCUUAUCAACCAAAGAGACUUGAAACAGCAACAAAAUCAGUGACGCCAGUAAAGGAAAAACAGAGUGCAACUCCACAGAAAAGGACCCCAGCUUAUCAAUCAAAGAGACUUGAAACAGCAACAAAAUCAGUGACGCCAGUAAAGGAAAAACAUAGUGCGACUCCACGGAAAAGGACCCCAGCUUAUCAACCAAAGAGACCUGGGACAGCAACAAAAUCUGUGACGCCAGCAAAGGAAAAACAGAGUGCAACUCCACAGAAAAGGACCCCAGCUUACCAACCAAAGAGACUUGAAACAGCAACAAAAUCAGUGACGCCAGUAAAGGAAAAACAGAGUGCAACGCCACAGAAAAGGACCCCAGCUUAUCAACCAAAGAGACUUGAAACAGCAACAAAAUCAGUGACGCCAGUAAAGGAAAAACAGAGUGCGACUCCACAGAAAAGGAACCCAGCUUAUCAACCAAAGAGACUUGAAACAGCAACAAAAUCAGUGACGCCAGUAAAGGAAAAACAUAGUGCGACUCCACGGAAAAGGACCCCAGCUUAUCAACCAAAGAGACCCGGGACAGCAACAAAAUCUGUGACGCCAGCAAAGGAAAAACAGAGUGCAACUCCACAGAAAAGGACCCCAGCUUAUCAACCAAAGAGACUUGAAACAGCAACAAAAUCAGUGACGCCAGUAAAGGAAAAACAGAGUGCGACUCCACGGAAAAGAACCCCAGCUUAUCAACCAAAGAGACCCGGGACAGCAACAAAAUCUGUGACGCCAGUAAAGGAAAAACGGAGUGCAACUCCACAGAAAAGGACCCCAGCUUAUCAACCAAGGAGACUCGAAACAGCAACAAAAUCUGCGACACCAGUAAAGGCACAAGAAGAUCCAACAGUGAAUGACAUUUCCUCCCUAAUUGGCGAGAGCCUUGGUGUUCUUCAUGAAAAUGAGGAAGAACUUUUGCCAGAAUUUGAUCAGUCAUAUACAGCAUACCAGCCAUCACAACAAAACUAUCAAGGUGAAUAUGGUUUCAAUGCAACAGCAGCAGAUGGGUUUCCAUUUCAUUCUUUAAUGGAAUAUUACCAGGGACUGCCUUUUGAGGUAAAAACACAGAUCCUUUCAUUCUGUCAUGUUUUGAUAAGUUCAUUACAUGAAUGUACUUAUGGAGGGUGUGGACCAGAAUAUAACAGUAUGGGUAGCACAUCUUUUGGUAUAAUGCAGCAGGGUCCUGAAAAAGCCAUUGCCACUAUGCAGAAAACAUGUACAGCAGAGCAGAGAAAGCUCCCAUUGAUCAAAGAUGGUGAAGACCUUUAUAAUGAUGUGGUUGUAAAUCCAUCAUCCCUUCGUGCUGCUGAAAUGAAGGCACUGACAUCCAAAAAUCCUUCAGUUUAUCUCCUGAACAAAGUUCUGGAGAUGGUUUUCACCGGGACUGAGCUCCAACAGACAAAAGGAGCAAAAGGCCUAGACGGUCAUAAAAUGGAUGCAGUUAAAGAGUACAUGUAUGCCAGGUGCCAGAAUUUGAACAUCGACCAUCUGCCACCGAAAUCAUUUACAUCAACCGUUCAAAACAAAAUAGGAAAUGCACGACAAAAAGCCAACUCCACCAAAGUUGAGCUAGCUCUACACAAAACUGACUGAUAAGUAUAUAUUAUUACAACAGUAACUUGAUCCGAAGAAUUGGAUCAUGUCGAGUUGACAGGCACGGAUCAUAAUUGCAUGAGUCAUUCUUUAUAUGUAGGAGUGACUACCUCAUACUCAGUUAUCUAAAACAAUUGGAGUGAAUUAACUGUUACACUGAAUUUAUAGGACUAGACAUGAAAUCUGCAUAAUGGACUUUUCCUUGUUGUACCGACAUUUCUUAAAUGUUAACUGUAGCACAUUCGUGCUUGUUGCUCCAAUGGAAGCAGCCAUUUCGGGCAUAGUAAGAUCCGGAUUGGACCAGAAACGAUUUUUGUUCCGGAAUUUAAAAAAAAAAAUCGAAGUCGGGGGUUUUGAGUCCAGGUUGGUCGGACAACAGGAAACAGACAUUAACUUUGAAGAAACAGGCUUUAGAGGAAUACAACAAGAAAAUGUAAAAAUGUGAAAGAAAAUUGUAUGACAUAAUACAUUUCGAUGUAUGCUUUCAUCAUUUUGUUGAUGGCAGUGAUCAAACACUGUUGAAUGUUCAAGUCCAGUUUUAUAUUUUCUUAAACAAUGUUGUAGAAUAAGCAGCAAAAGCAUGUGCAUUUAACUGAUCAUGUACCAUUUGCUUUUCAACUUUCUCUGUGUUUUUGCUUCAUUCUAUUUUGUACAAUUCAUGAAUUUGCACAGAAUAUGAGUUUACACACAAGUGGAAAUUUGUUUUAUUGAUAUAUAUAUAUAUAUAUUUCAAAUGCCAAGUACAAAAUAAUUUGACUUGUAGUGGGUUGUGAAAAGAAAAGGUUGAUUCUAGUUUUAUUUAUCAUUAUAUCUGUAUUUCUACAUUGUCAACAAAAUUUCAUUAAGCAGUUUUCCUGUUAAUAAUAAACAAUUGAAAAAAAAAAAAUGAUAUUUCAAUGGGUUUUUAAUGUAUAUAUAAUAUGAGCUAUUAUUUUUCCAUUGAUUUUACAGUUAACUUUGAUGUCAUUUAACUGGCUCAAGCUCAUUUACAUAUUUCGCUUAUUUCAAUGGAGUUUCACUGCAUUUUCAAUGAAAACUGGAAAAUCAAUGCUUUUUCCAGGUUGGAAUUGUAUUGCUAGUUUUAUUUGAAUUUGUGAAACUGGUAUAACACUGUUCUUUCAAUGGUCAGAAUAAAACUACAAAAGUAAUGGAAAUUCAAUGCCAUUCUUUUUUCUAAGGGAUGUAAGUAGGAAUAUUUAAUACUGUUAGGAGUGUUGAGGUGUUGACACGGUAUACCGUCCAUAUUGUUUGUUUACUGCAUCUAUCUUGACUCCUUUCCUGGUUGUUUGUUCAUUACAGGUAUUUGUACAUGUAAUGGUAUAUACAAUGUACAUACGAAAUUUGCUUUUGCUUGUGUAUGACUGUUGCGUGUAUUAAUGUACAAUUUGCGAUAAUUUCAUGAAAUAUAUACAUGUAUACUCGGUACUUGUUCAAAAAUAUAUUACAUUGAAUGUAUCCAGAACUGUAAAAUAUGCUGUAUCACGAUUCCGGUUUAUUUAAUAUUUUAUUAAUUGAUGAAAUAUACAUGUACAUGUAUUUUAUUACUUGAUUAUGAAAUAAGUAAAUUCCCAGGGAAAAAUCCGAAACAUUCCGAGUAAAUAGAUCAUUUUGCGUUCAGCGUGCGCUCAGCGUUCGUUCAUCGUUCACUUUGCACUCUGUGUUUGCUCACCGUUCACCAAAUUGCGUUCACCAUUCGCUCUGCAUUCGUUCACCGUUCAAGUGGGAAAGAAGAACGUAUCAUGGACUGUAACACCAUCACCAAACAGCAAAGAAACACUAGCAAAUAGCAAACAAACUACAGAAAGCAAACAAAACAUAUCCAUACCUGUCAUAUAUUACAAUAAAAUGUCAAUAGAAAUAAUUAUAUCCAUACCUAAACGUAACAUACAUUGUACAUCAAUAUAAAAGAAGUACUGUCAGGGUUUGACAUUUACUUUUUUGAGCUCUAGACCAGUCGGGCUACUUCAGAUGAUUUUUACUAGAUCUGACCUUACAUCCACUAGCCCUGACCAACUUUACAGAAAAAACCUAAUAGUUUCUCCAUAUUUAAAUACUUAAUUCAAAUGACAAACAUUAAAUUAAGUUUGAACAAAAAUGUAUUUAAUUAUCUCAAAAAAUCUUUAGUCUCGUCAUUCAAUUUGAUACUUUUAUUUUCAAACACAUUUUCUGUUUCUUUAAAUUCUACCUGGCAUGGACAUUCUUUAGUCCAUUUAAAAUAAAAUGACCUCAACCGUUUCUUUUAAAAUUUCGAUUUCAUAAGCCCUGCUUUGUUUUUUCCCAACCUUUUCCUUUUUUUUUUUUUAUCUUGGGACAUCUUUCCUUGAGGACAAGAGGUCGUAUUUGAAUAUAGACAUUCCUGCACAUGUCACCACCGAAAAAUGGCGGUUUAAAGGGCUCGAAAUUAACAUGUGCGCGUCAGUCGGUGACUGGUUAAAAGUCUGGCGGACUGACUGACAUUUGUUUUAGUCAGUCCAAUGGAACUGGUUAAUUUUUUAAAGCAUCAUUUUGGACAUACUUAUGGAAUCUUAAACAUGCAUUUGGUAUUUCUCUGUAGAUAUUAGACGAACCUAAUAAGUUAAUUAUAUCAAUCUCACAUAAGUAUUACAAUAUUGUCUGAGGAAAA
Ostrea edulis (European flat oyster) is the source of this 4848-nucleotide messenger RNA. RefSeq names its product neurofilament heavy polypeptide-like. NCBI's taxonomy places the organism in Eukaryota, Metazoa, Mollusca, Bivalvia, Ostreida, Ostreidae. The record is from RefSeq and is a predicted model, not a curated record. Bases 450 to 2225 code for a protein of 591 amino acids. The transcript is spliced from 5 exons.